Messenger RNA from Fragaria vesca subsp. vesca, 1525 nucleotides. Its product is annotated as integrator complex subunit 3-like. The transcript has 2 exons. The record is from RefSeq and is a predicted model, not a curated record. Bases 1 to 1386 code for a protein of 461 amino acids. Gene Ontology annotation, cellular component: cytoplasm. Lineage: Eukaryota; Viridiplantae; Streptophyta; Magnoliopsida; Rosales; Rosaceae.
AUGGCUUUGAAACUGAUCAAACUCGCUUCCUUCAAAGCCGAAAACCCAACUGAACUCUCUCUGAGGCAAGCCUUUGAGCUUCUUGAACCGAAACUCAGACCCCCAUUUGCAUUAAGGCUCCUAAACCCAGAAGAAUACAAUCUGCUCAUUAAGGCCAUACUCUAUGGGGUUUUAUGUGAACCCCAUUUGGCCAAAACCCAUUUUAAGCACUUACAUGCCAUUGUCUCUGAUGGGUAUGGCUUGUUUGUUAGUUCAGUUGUUCAGGUUGUGAAUGAGUUAUAUGUGAAUCUUGUUGAGCCAGUCAAGUUCCAAUUGAUUAGUGUUGCCAUUGAGAUGAUUGAUGUUCAGGCCGUUGGAGUUCAUGGGUUGUUGGUUUGUUUGUUGAGGCAAAUUGUUGGUGGGGACUUCAGUGACGGAAAUCUGUGGUUGUGUUUUGAGUUGGUGAGCAUUUUUUUGUCCAAAUGGAAUUAUCUGUUAGAAGUCGAACCCAUGAUUUUGACUAGCGGGUUGUAUACGUUUCUGCGGUUAUUAGCUGAUCAUUGUAGGCUUUCAAGUAAUCCAAAAUUGGAGGCAUUGAAGCAUUUAGAGAUUGAGUUUUGUGUUAGACUUUUAAGGGAGCAGUUUUCUUUGUGUUUGAAGAUUGGGAAGGAUCUUGUUCGGCUCUUACAAGAUUUGGUUCAUUUACCCGAGUUUAGAGCUAUAUGGAAAGGCUUAGUCUUGAAUCAGGGGGAGUUUAAGACUCCCACAUUGUUUGAUAUUUCACAGCUGUAUUACACAGCGACUCCAGGUUGGUAUGCUUUGCUUCGGAUUACUCCAGAAAUCGAGACCCAAUUGCGGUUUUUACUCAGUUAUGUCAAAUUGGGGAGCCAGAAACUUUACCAGGUAUGGUUUGCUAAGAAAUUCCUAAGUGAACCACAUAGAGAGACUUUGAUCAUUGACAUUGUUCGUUUUAUUUGUUGUGCACACCACCCACCAAAUGAAAUUAUUCAAUCUGAUGUCAUUCCAAGAUGGGCCGUUAUUGGUUGGCUAUUAAAAUCGUGCACGAGGAGUUCUGUUUCAGCCAGUGUGAAACUGGCUCUUGUUUACGAUUGGCUUUUCUUUGACGAAAGCGUAGACAGUGUUAUGAAUAUUGAGCCUGCAAUGUUAUUGAUGGCAUAUUCUAUUCCAAGGUACAUUGAUGUAACUCACACGCUCCUUGAAUUUUUGUUUCUUCUUGUGGACAACUAUGAUGUGAAUCAUCAUGAUAUUAUUGUUAAAGGCGUAUUAUCAUCAUUUAGUGUACUGGUGAAGAAAGGAGUGAUUCACUCACUUGAUGUCUUGACCUGUUGUGAUUCACUUACUCCUAUCUUGAGAAAAAGACUUGGUAGCUUUUUGCCUGGUAAAUAGCAACAAAUGGACCCUGCAUAUCCUAUGAUCUUCAACGUUCCUCAAAGCUGGCUAUACUACUUCCAGUCCCUAUUGGUGAAGAUAUACCAGUUGGAGAGUUGUUUUGUUGCUGGAGCUUGCAUACAGGCACUGGACAUAG